AUGCCGCCCGUGGCCGAGGAGUCUGCGCCCAAGAAGCGCAAAAUUCGUAAGGGAACAACAAGCUGUUGGGAAUGCAAGCGAAGAAAGAUUCGUUGCCAAUAUUCGGACCAGUCUCACGAUAUCUGCAUUGGAUGUCAGCGCCGCGGCACCGCCUGUCGGACUCAAGAAUACGAUGACGAUGCAUUAGAACAGAACCGAGUGGCCGGGAAACAGCAGGAGACAGAGGAGACGUUGCGGAGGGCCGAGACUUUACUCGAACAGAUGACACAAGUGGUCAGCCUCCUCACGCCGGGAGCAGAACGACUGUUCCAGAAUCGGGAUGCCUCCAGAUCCGCGAGUGAACAAGCACCCCGAAGGUCGGAGUCUACGCAACCUGAACCACCGUCGAGGUCUCUAGCUGCGACACCCUGUCUGAGUAUUCAAUUCGACAACGAAGAUUAUUUACUACAGAAUAAUCUACUGAAAGCCAACGAAAGUAUCGAUGGAGAGCAUUUAGAAUUGUCUCGUACGAUCCAUGCAUUGCUACCAUCACAACGAGAUGCGGAUUCGAUAAUCUCAGCGGGCCACAAUGCGGCCUUUCUUCAAUUCUUCACUUUACCCUACAAAGAUAUUUUUUUGGGCAGAAUACGCCCAGCCUCUAUUUUGUCUUCAAUUCCCAGCUCCUCAAGCCAUCCAAUACUUCUGGCCCGGACAUUGCUAUACCUCGCAAAUGGCCUGCAGAAUCUACCUGCUUCUACACCCGAAACAAACCAUCUGGAUCUCGAAUGCUGUGCGGAAGAUGCCAUGCAGAAGUAUCUCAGCGGUGCCUCCUCCGUGACCAGAAAUGAUCAACUCACUGGCUCGCAAGAGGCCUUGGAAUGCUUGAUCCUUGAGACUGUCUUUCACACCAAUGCGGGCAACCUGCGUUGCGCUUGGAUGGUGCUUCGAAGAGCCAUCGGCCUUGCCCAACUUAUGGGCCUGCAUCAUGAUCAACCAGACAAACUUAUGACACUCGAUCCUCAAACAAAGGCCUCAACAUCAGUCAUGUGGCAUAGGAUUUUAAGUCAAGAGAGGUACUUGGCCCUAAUGCUCGGCCUACCUGCUACAAUUCUCGAUGAUCCGUAUGCAGCAAAGCACAAGUUCACCCCUGAGGAAUCUCCUUGCGACUACCUUGAACGUCGUCACAGUCAGAUAAUGCGCUGCAUCACUACUAGAAACGAGAGCAUCCAACUUGAGGACUAUGGUGUCACGCAACAAAUUGACCAAAUGCUGCAGACGGCAGCUCAAGAAAUGCCCGCUGAUUGGUGGCUAGUCCCUAACACACGACUUAGACAGCGGCCCGCAAUCACAAGUGAAGGGGAGAAGCUUGAAACUAUCCUUCGGAUUCUAUUCCAGAUCACUCACUUCAAUCUGCUGAUCCUCCUACAUUUCCCGUACAUGCUACGGUCCAUUUGCCACGCAAAUCACGAAUACAGCAGGGCGGCGCGUUCAAACGCAAGCCGCGAGCUCCUUAGUCGAUACAUCAAGUUCAGAUGCGCGAACGAGAUCUCGUUCUGUUGCAGAGCCAUCGACUUCUCUGCUUUCACGGCGUGCCUCAGUCUGCUUCUCGCGUAUAUUGAAAGAUGGAAUCAUGACUCUGAUGUGGUUGAUUUUCUCGUCCAUCAGAGAGCAAGUGAUCGUGCUUUGGUCGAAGAAGUCACUGAACUUAUGUUGGAAGUAGAUCAUUCCAACAGCAGCUCUGCACUGAAGCAAACUGUUUCCAUAGUGAAAGCCUUGUUGGGUAUGGAAGCAGAUGCUGCGAGUCCCUCGGGAAAGUCUUCGGAGAGCCCAUCCGCUGACAGCUCCGGCGAUGCUUGUCGUACUAGUCGAUGCUUACGUAUCAAAGUUCCUGCACUCGGCACUAUCAACAUCACACGUCAUGGCAUGUCCUUGAUCUCAGGACAGUCUGCAUGUUCCACAGCGAAUAAGUAUGUGGAAUCGGGGAAUGGGGCCUUCGAUACAAUUGGCGGAGUCGAACAAGCCCACGAGGAACGACUCCAUCUCCAGGAACAUGCAAAUUUGCGGAACGAAGGUCUUCAGCACACGAGCCACUACACCAACUUUCCUACUUUUGGUUCAGGGGUGGAUGAGAUAGACUGGAGUUGGCAAGAUGCUGGUAGCAUCUUACUUGGGCCGACUUCGGGCGAAUUGACAGAUCCUACAAGAGGCCCGCAAGUCAAUUGUCUGCGCAACGACUUCUUCUUCAGUAUCUAG
Molecule: messenger RNA, 2232 nt
Organism: Colletotrichum acutatum
Lineage: Eukaryota; Fungi; Ascomycota; Sordariomycetes; Glomerellales; Glomerellaceae
Exons: 3
Coding region: 1-2232 (743 amino acids)
Biological process (GO): DNA-templated transcription; regulation of DNA-templated transcription
Molecular function (GO): DNA-binding transcription factor activity, RNA polymerase II-specific; DNA binding; zinc ion binding
Source: RefSeq, a predicted model, not a curated record